Messenger RNA from Boleophthalmus pectinirostris (great blue-spotted mudskipper), 1560 nucleotides. RefSeq names its product VPS28 subunit of ESCRT-I (gene vps28). Gene Ontology annotation, cellular component: ESCRT I complex. Bases 75 to 743 code for a protein of 222 amino acids. The transcript is spliced from 10 exons. Lineage: Eukaryota; Metazoa; Chordata; Actinopteri; Gobiiformes; Gobiidae. Gene Ontology annotation, molecular function: protein-containing complex binding. The record is from RefSeq and is a predicted model, not a curated record. Gene Ontology annotation, biological process: protein transport to vacuole involved in ubiquitin-dependent protein catabolic process via the multivesicular body sorting pathway.
GGUCCUCACACGGAGGGUGUGUUUACGAUAGAGCAUAAUUGCUAAAAAGAUAAUAUUUUGCUUAGAUCUUCAUCAUGUUUCAUGGGAUACCAGCCACAGGUGGUGUAGGAGCUCCAGCAAAUAAACCUGAGCUUUACGAGGAAGUAAAGUUGUACAAAAAUGCAAGAGAGCGUGAAAAGUAUGAUAACAUGGCUGAGUUGUUUGCUGUGGUCAAAACCCUUCAGGCCCUUGAGAAAGCUUACAUCAAAGACUGUGUAACACCUAAUGAAUACACAGGCUCCUGUUCCAGGCUUUUGGUUCAGUAUAAAGCUGCUUUUAAACAGGUGCAAGGAUCUGAUGUUGGAUCUAUUGAUGACUUCUGCAGGAAGUACAGACUGGAUUGUCCACUGGCCAUGGAAAGGAUUAAAGAAGAUCGUCCAAUCACAAUCAAAGAUGACAAGGGCAACCUGAAUCGCUGCAUUGCUGAUAUAGUAUCUUUGUUUAUCACUGUUAUGGACAAACUAAGACUGGAGAUCAGAGCCAUGGAUGAGAUUCAACCUGACCUAAGAGAGCUAAUGGAAACCAUGAACAGAAUGAGCAACAUGCCACCAGACUCUGAGGCAAAGGACAAAGUGAAUCUCUGGUUGACCACACUCAGCAGCAUGUCAGCCUCAGAUGAACUGGAUGAUAAUCAAGUGCGCCAGAUGCUCUUUGACCUGGAGUCUGCCUACAAUGCCUUCAACCGCUUUCUACACGCUUCCUAAAACCUCUCCUCUUGCAACUGUGCGUGUAAUGUGGUUUGGUUGUUGAGUCUUGUUGAGUAUUUGCAGAUGUUGAAACAUUCUCCAAAGACCGAAGUGGAUAUGUGUGUGGUGACAUUUUCUGAUCCCUGACAAACUCAACUAUGACAUUUGUUGUGCUAUUCCUAAUUUGUUGAGCCACCUUUUGACCAUGUCGAGGUCUUUGCCAUCUUACAGGUACAUUGUGCUGCCUGAGGCCUUCGGCUGUAACAGUGUGUGAUAAAUUAUUCACUAGACAUGGUUUUCCAUCAUUCAGUUAUCAAACAGUUUACGUCAAUCACUGUACUGUAAUAUAAAAAAGUACCUACUUUUCUAUUUUGAUCUUUCAGCAUACCAUUGGGAAAAAAAAGGGUUUUGUUAACAUAAUUUUAUGAAUUAGGUUUAGAAUUAUUAACAGCCAAAGCCUUUAUAUUUGUUAAAAUAUGCUGAAUUUAGAAUUUUAUUUUAGAAUACACAGCAUGGACUUAUUGAGUAGUAAGCAUCAAUCACAGGUAAUGGGAAGAAAUUAUUCUUUGGAGAGCUGAAAUGCUCUUGAUUCUGGUUAGUGGCUCUGGUUUUAAUAUGUAUGCGCCUUUACUUGUUAAUACUAAUCAAUGUUUGUUGAGUUUGGUUUGGGUGGACAGAAAAGCAGUGGAUGUUUUCACUUUCUGUUUCAUUCAUGCCACUUUUAAACCUAUCUUAGGACUAUUUAUAAAGAUUUAUCUCUGUAAAUAAUAGUUUUGAUUUUGAAGCAUGUAACACCUUUUUAGAAAUAAACAUGUACAAAUUUCUAUUUCCGAAA